Molecule: messenger RNA, 876 nt
Organism: Diospyros lotus (date-plum)
Lineage: Eukaryota; Viridiplantae; Streptophyta; Magnoliopsida; Ericales; Ebenaceae
Product: protein FAR1-RELATED SEQUENCE 5-like
Exons: 3
Coding region: 1-876 (291 amino acids)
Source: RefSeq, a predicted model, not a curated record
AUGAUAUUUAACAGUAUUGAGAGUCUGAUGAAUGCUUAUCAAGAACAUGUAAGAGUUUUAGGUUUCGUUGUUGCCAAGAGAUCAGCUCAUAAAAAGAGUGGUAAAAGUUACAAGUAUGUUACAAUUUGCUGUGACAGAGGAAGGAAACAACAAUUUGAGAAGUCUACAAAGAGGAUAAAUUGUCCUGCAAGAGUAAAUGCAAUUACGAGAGACAAUGAAGUUUGGCAGGUUUCAAAAACAAUAUCAGAACACAACCAUGAAUUGCAACCUGAUAUGUCUAUUUUGAUGCCUACCCAUAGGAAUUUGACAAUUAACAUGAAGAGACAACUGGAAGCCAAUGAUAUUGCAGGCAUAAGGCCAUGUAAGAAUGUUAGAAUGCUAGAAGUUCAAGCUGGUGGGCCACAAAAUUUAGGAUGCUUGCCUAAAAACUGCAGAAAUUUCAUUAAGAGUAGGAGAAGGCUGAGACUAGGUGAUGGAGAUGCAAAGGCCAUUCGGAAGUUGUUUGUAAGGAUGCAACAAAAAGACGGGGACUUUUUUCAUUUGAUGAACGUCAAUGACGAAGGCAUGCUAACUAAUGUGUUGUGGGUCCAUCCUCGUGUAAAAGCCGCAUAUGAAGAAUUUCAUGUUGUUGUCAGUUUUGACACAACAUACCUUGUGAACAGGUAUAGAAUGCCUUUUGCUACAAUUGAUGGAGAUCAGAAUUUGGAAAUUGGAGGUAUGCCAAUUUUGGAUCCAAAUGUUACUCGUGGUCGUGGAAGGCCGAGGAGUAAUCGGUACAAAUCAUCACGGGAAGUUAAUCAAAACAAAGGUAGGAUUUCAACUCGUGGAGGUCGUGGGGCUCGUGGAAGUAACGAUGAUGAGAUUGAAGGUCAAUGA